GGCACCUCAAUUUCCACAGUUGCGUUUUCAAAGCAUAUGACUUGUCCCUCACCACCUCAGUAAGUAUUUGGUACAGACCUUAGUGAAAUAUAAAAUAUGACCCUAGUCUUCAGACUAGGUAUGUUUGACUACUCACUACGACGAGAUCAGCAAUGCAAUUGAUUUUAUUAGCUCCUCUUUAUUACUAUUGUACCCCGACCUCCAUGUCAUUUUUACUAUUUUAUUUAUCUUUUUUACUGCCAAGACAUGACCAGCAUGGAUUAGCCUGUCAAUGAAGAACAAAACAAGAGUGGGGCAAUACACAAUCUGUAUAUAUUAUUCCUAAAAGAAACUACAGUAAACAAGUGGAGGACAAUAUGAUAAAACAAAAUUAACACAUAUCUUAUUAUUGUUCCAUAAUAUUAUUAACGUUAAUUAUUUUUGGUAGUAGAAAGGAAGUUACACAGGAAAACUGUAAAUAUGCAUGCAUUGUUGAUCAAUCUGCAAACAUAUAUAUUCGGAUUUGUUGAAGUGCAUAAAAAAGGAUAAGAUAGAAAUACAUUAUACUUCAGAAGUACGCCAAUCAUUACCAUAUAUAGUUAUUUUUCUGUUUCUUUUUUAACCUCUAAUCAAGCUUUCACGCAAAUCUUGUUUCUAGGUAUCAGCAGAUCGCAGUCCAUUUCAGGGUUUAAAGUCUCAAGCUCUUCAACGUCCAUGUUAUAGUCUGCCGCUAUGUUAUAGCAAAUGUCGCCUUUUUUUAUUUUGUAGUAUUGACUACAGGACGCCUCGUCAUCUGACCCUGUUCAAUAUUUAAUCCAAGACACAAAGCCAAAAAGAUCACAAUGAUGAUCACAAAGAAAUAUAUUGAUCGACGACAUCAAUAUCACAAUUGUAAAUUCGUCAAAGGUUUACUUAACCAUACCAUGUAAAGAUUCAAUUCUUUACCAUCAAUUAAAAUCACUUUUCAAUUUUCUUCCCAUCAAAACCCAUAAGAAAUUCACAGAGCAUCUCUUUCUUUUGGAUUUCUGUCACUCGGGUUGGCAAAGCCAGCUACUUGGGUUGCCGGCUCAGGAAGAGCGGACGUGGAACUCGGGUAUUUGUUUCAAUAUACAAUCAUAAAUAUCAUAUUUUGAUUAUUCAAAGCUAUUCCACUCUGCGAUUGAUGUCCUUCUAUAGUUUUAUAUAAGAGAAGAUUAAUUUGUUGAAGAGUUCUCUUUGAUUUUCGAAGCUUAAAAAGUCGGAAUAAAAGAACAAUGAGCAUCACGAACUUGAGACGACAUGCAUAAAAAAAAAACUUACUGCUAGUUAUAAGAAAGCCGAUGAGAAAAAUGAGCAUCACGAACUUGAGAUUAGCCUUGCCCAUCAUCAUGAUAAAUCGAAUAUAUAUGUGACUCUCAGGAUAUCUUAAUCAGUACUCUCGAUCUCUCUUCCUUAUACUUGUUCUUCUUUGUAAGAUUGAGUGAUGAACUUGGGAAAACCACCUCCUUUUUUAUACCAUCAGAGCCGAAGAAACUACAAAAAAACUAGCAAUUUCAAUCCAUCUAUCUUUGCAAUGUAUUGCUAAUGUCGUUUACGAUUGCACAAAAUUUCAAACAAGACAGGCCAUUGAAAAAAGCAUCGUUUGAUCAUGUAAUUAAGUGGAUGUUGUUGUUGGACGUUAGUUUAGUGGGGAUUCGGCAGCAUACAGUAGCCGCGCGUGUGCUUAAUUGGGAUUUGGGCAUAGGCCUGCAAAUUGGCGGUGUCGCCAUGGGAGGAGUUUUGAAUGUAUAAAAUUCUGAAGUGUUGUAACCAGCCAUGCAACUUAUUUGCCAGCUAUGUACUAUAUUCUAAGGACCACUUGGACUUGGUUCCCUUUCUACAGCAUUGUUAUACUUUCGGCUGAAAAUGGGGGAUUUUUUUGAUGAAUAAAUGUAAUUGGUAUUUAAUAUAUAGAUAAAUGAGAGUCGACCAAAACAAGAACUAACCCACCUUGUUGAUAGACCUCAUUUAUAGGGGUCGAUCGAGUGGGUUUGGUUAGGUUCAUUGGGUUACGGGUUCAAUCGGGUUACGGGUCAUUUGGGGUCUUGUUCAUUGGGCUACGAGCUAGUUGGGUUGCAGUCUUGCAGGUCAUUCGAUCAGGUUCAAGUUCAUCGGGUUAUAGGUCAUUUGGGUUAAGGGUUCAAUCGAAUUAUGGGUCAUUCAGUUUUUGGGUUCGAGUUCAAUCGGAUUAUAGACAAGUUGAUCGGGUAUGGGUUCAUCAGGUUCCGGUCAAGUGGAUUACAGUUAAUCGGAUUGCAGGUAAUCACUUUAUGGGAUAAUCAAGUUGCCGGUUGAUGGCUUACGAAUCAUAUUAAACAAAGAAAAUAAUUUUUGAUUACUAACAAAUGGAAAAAUCAAUAAUAAAGGAAUUGGGAAAAAGAUAAAUUUUAGAACACCACAACUCAAGAUUCAUACCAUAUCAAAAUUUCAAAAUUCAUAUUUGAAAGUACCAAAAUUGUAGAACACCAAAAAUGUGAAAGCACCAAAAUUCUUCGUUCUUUUUUACUAAAAAACUGAAAACACCAAAGCCCCCUCUUUCCCAUUCAUAAAUUAAAAGCAUUUAAAUUUUCUCUUUUAAAAAACCCAACACACCAUUUUUUUCUCCUUCUAUCUCUUCUACAAAAUUGAAAACAUCAUAAUUCGCAUUUUUCUUUUUCUUCCGAAAAUUGAAAAACUCAAAUUUCUCACUUUUCUAUUCUCAAAAAGUUGAAAACACCAAAAAUAAUAUAUUAUUUUGAGAUAGUCAAAUGGUUUAUAUAUAAUGGAUAGCUUUGUGAAAUUUUUUAAUUAACUAUAAUUUAAUUUAUAUAUACUAUAUUCAUAUUAUACACGGUAUAAUUGUUAAUUAUUCAUAAAAAAUGGCUUCACCUAGAUUCCGGACCAAAACUUUAUUUGGUAAGUCUAUAUAUUAUAUAAUAUUAGUAAUAUUUUGUUAAGUAGGGCGGGUUCGGGUAGAGUGAAUUCGAUUACGGAUUAGUCGAGUUGUAGGUCAAUCGGGUUCAUGUUAGUCUGGUGGUGGGUUAGUCAGUUUACGGGUUGAAUAUAAUCGUGUUAUGGUCAAGUGAGUUGUGGAUUAAUGAGGUUAGGGGUCCAUCAGGUUGAAGGUCAUUCUGGUGAUAGGUUGUGAGGGUUACGGGUCACUGACGUUUUUUAAACUCAAGUUGAGGUCGGGUCGGGUUGAUCAGGGGAGUUAAUCGAGGCGGGUUCUGUUUUGGCACAUAUAACCUCAUUGAAAGAAAAGAAAAACAUACACUAAAACCUCUACUAAUUAGUUAUGAAUUAAUUGAUAAAUUAAUAAUAUAAUUAAUUUAAAAGAUUUUUAUAUGUAUAUAGUUAACAUAAAUGACUUUAUAAACCUCUAAUAAAAUUCUAACAUGUUGUGCCAAUUUUAUUUAGUACAAUUAUAAUUUGUUAGACUAGCUCCAAGCUUGUAUAUUAAAUUUAACACCUUCACUAUACUAAAUACCUAAUUUCCAUUAGCAAUUCAUAUUUUUACUCCUAUUCUCCAAUUAUACAACUCUCUAAUCUAAUAUCCUCACCUUUUCCCUUUAUGAUUUUUUACAUGAAUUUUACUUGUAUGUAUGCUAAUCUAUGUUUUUUUUACUUUAUGGUUUGUCUUUAUUUUUUAAAACAAGUCUUUCGAUAUAACUUUUAUUUAUUUCAGACAUACAUUUUUUUAAAGAAAAAUAAAAAAACAAUAUACAUAUAGAGUUAGUAAAUAAUCCAUUUAAUACACAUAUAUUAUAUGU
Linum trigynum is the source of this 3746-nucleotide messenger RNA. Lineage: Eukaryota; Viridiplantae; Streptophyta; Magnoliopsida; Malpighiales; Linaceae. The record is from the annotation of a GenBank genome assembly.